Molecule: messenger RNA, 1902 nt
Organism: Carlito syrichta (Philippine tarsier)
Lineage: Eukaryota; Metazoa; Chordata; Mammalia; Primates; Tarsiidae
Gene: LRIT2
Product: leucine rich repeat, Ig-like and transmembrane domains 2
Exons: 3
Coding region: 63-1715 (550 amino acids)
Molecular function (GO): protein binding
Source: RefSeq, a predicted model, not a curated record
UGCCACUCGGAAGCUGGGACUAUACUUAUUCAAAACUCACAAGGUAUUGUUUACAGAGGAAUAUGGCUUCAGUUUUUCACCAUUUCCUGAUAGUUCUGAUCUUUCUGGAUACGCAUACAAGUCAGUCUUUCUGUCUGCCUGGAUGUACCUGCUCAGAGGAGAGUUUUGGCAGGACUCUGCAGUGCAUGUCAAUCUCUUUGAAAAAGAUCCCAGGGAAUCUUCCUGAAGAGUUCAAGCAAGUGAGAAUAGAAAAGUCACCCUUAUUUGAACUGCCCCGAGGGUCUUUCAUCAACAUGAGUACCUUGGAAUACCUUUGGCUCAAUUUUAACAAUAUCACUGUGGUCCACCUGGGAGUCCUGGAGCAUCUGCCAGAACUGAGAGAGCUGAGACUGGAGGGAAAUAAACUUCGUUCCGUACCGUGGACUGCAUUCCGUGCCACCCCUCUCCUGCGGGUCUUGGAUCUCAAACACAACAAGAUUGACGCACUUCCUGAGCUGGCUCUUCAAUUCUUGGUCAACCUGACCUACCUUGACCUCUCCUCCAAUAGGCUUACAGUUGUAUCCAAGAAUGUCUUCUUGAACUGGCCGGCCUAUCAGAAACGCCGACAGCUUGGCUGUAGGUCCGAGAUUCUUUCCAGCCUGGUGGUGGCACUGCACAACAAUCCUUGGGUAUGUGACUGUCGCCUAAAGGGACUUGUCCAGUUUGUCAAGUCCAUUACCCUCUCAGUCAUCCUGGUGAAUUCCUACCUGAUAUGCCAGGGUCCUCUCUCCAAGGCAGGGCAACUUUUUCAUGAAACUGAGCUCAGGGCUUGCAUGAAGCCACGGAUCUCAACCCCCAGUGCUAAUGUUACCAUCCGGGUAGGACAGAAUGUGACCCUGCAAUGCUUGGCACAGGCUAGUCCCUCACCAACCAUUGCAUGGACUUAUCCCCUGAGCACGUGGAGAGAAUUUGAUGUGUCGUCCUCUUCUACCGCAGAAGACGUUGCUCUGUCAGAGCUGGCCAUACCAACCGCCCACCUGGUAGACAGCGGUAAUUACACCUGCGUGGCCUCCAACUCCAUCGGCAGGAGCACCCUUGUUAUCUCCCUCCAUGUUCAGCCUGCCCAGGCCCUGUCUGCACCUCAUACUCUUUCCAUUCCCUGGGAGGGCAAUGCCUACGUUGACCUUCGAGUUGUGAAGCAGACGGUGCAUGGGAUCUUGCUGGAGUGGCUUGCAGUGGCUGAUACCCCAGAGGAGGAGUGGUUUACCCUCUAUGUUGCUUCGGAUGAAGCCCUCAGAAAGGAGGUGGUCCACAUUGGCCCCGGAAUAAACACCUACGCAGUUGAAGACCUCCUUCCUGGCACGAAAUAUGAGGCCUGCCUCAGCCUGGGAGGCCAGCCUCCACGCCAGGGCCAGUGUGUGGUCUUUGUGACAGGAAAAGAUCGCGGUGGGCUGGAGGCACGCGAGCGCCUUCUGCACAUCACAGUGGUCCUGUGUGCCGUGCUGCUUGCCGUGCCUGUGGGCGUCUACGCCUGGGCAGCCCAGGGUGCCUGCAGCUGCAGUGACUGGGGACUGUGCUGCUGUCCUCACUGCAGGAAAGGCCCCAGGUUCCCCCGUGCAGCCCCGCAGUGCAGGGAUGGUUCCUUUAGAGAUGAUCCAGCUGCCUAUGAGGAUAGUGAGGGGCACACAGGCACUGAGGAGGAUGAGGAGAAAGAAGGAGAGGAAGAUGGCAGCUGAAUAACCCCCGACAUAGGAUAGAAAUGGUGUUGACCCCUAGCCCCUGAAACCCACCCUCCUUGGCCACUCACUUGGCUCCAUCCAUUUAUUCAACAAUAGAUUUAUUGAGCACCUACUGUAUUCCAGGCACUAAACUUGACACAGGGGGUUCAAUAGUGAAAAGGGAGACAUAGUCCUUAUCUUCAUG